Molecule: messenger RNA, 2018 nt
Organism: Dendronephthya gigantea
Lineage: Eukaryota; Metazoa; Cnidaria; Anthozoa; Malacalcyonacea; Nephtheidae
Product: tryptophan 2,3-dioxygenase-like
Exons: 16
Coding region: 614-1804 (396 amino acids)
Molecular function (GO): L-tryptophan 2,3-dioxygenase activity; heme binding; metal ion binding
Source: RefSeq, a predicted model, not a curated record
AAGUGCUGCUUCAGUAAUAACAGACUACAUUCAUAAAUGAAUUGACCGACAAAAUUGGUUCGUGAGAACACAGCGAAAACGCUGCAUUCCAGAUUGAUGCUCCAAGUAAGUCUCGAACAAUACUUAAGUGAUGUCACUAGUUUGGUUAAAAAAACGUAUCAAAGAAGAUGUUUAUGCAUUUACGGUCCGUUUCACUUACGGCAUACAAUAGUAUUAUGGUAAUAUUUUUCGCUGUAUGCAUCAGUACCCAUGGUGUUUGUCAGUUCAGUCAAAUACAUUUACUUAAUAAGGAAUUCUGUAUGGAUACCAAAGGAAACUUUGAAGCUGUAAUUUUCAAUACUGGCGUAAAAUGCACAUCUGUUAGGAAUCGAACAAUUUCAUAUAAAUGCUCUAUUGUCAGAUGGCUUUGGUGCUUUCCUCCCGGAUUUCCGUUAUGGCCAAAACCGGCUUCUUAUUCGCUGACAAAGUAGGUGUGCGUGUGGGAGUGAAUAUUAUUUACUUCAAAAAAUUAUGUUCUCGAAGACAAUUCAAUCGUUAUUGAAAACAAGAAGUAUACACAACGAAGAUACAACCAUCAGAUUCUACCUUUGUAUCCUGUCUUCAAUUGUCGGAAAUGAGUUGCCCAUUUCAGAGUGAUCAUAACCAUAACACAGAUAAUGGUUUAAAGCCAGGACAAGUUAGCUAUGAUGAUUAUCUCAAGAUAUCAGAAAUUAUAAAAUAUCAGAUUCCAUUGAGUGAAAAAAUUGGCAACAAUCUGGUCCAUGAUGAAUAUUUAUUCAUCACUAUUCAUCAAACAUAUGAACUGUGGUUCAAAUUGAUAAUUAUCGAAAUAGAUUCCGUCAGAGAGCUAUUGUCACAGCCAAUACUCGACGAAGGAAAUAAUCUCCUUAUCGUAUCGAGGUUGGGACGCAUUGUUAAAAUACAAAAGAUUCUUGUAGAGCAACUUGGCAUAUUGGAAACUAUGACUUCCCAUGACUUUGAUAAAUUCAGGAGGUAUUUGUCUCCAGCUUCAGGCUUUCAGAGUUGGCAGUUUCGCCUUAUUGAAAACAAACUUGGAAUACCGAAGGAAAGAAGAAUCAGGCACAAUAACACUGAUUAUAGUGAAGCUGAAGGUUUUAGUUCUAAAGCAAGAGAAAGUAUUAAGAUAUCUGAAAGAGAACCUAACUUGUUAGGUCUUAUUGACAGUUGGUUGUGUCGUACCCCUGGCCUUGAACCGGAUGGCUUUGAUUUCACAGGAAAAUUAAGAGAUGCUGUGGAUAUGUGGUUGAAAGAUUUGGAAGCUAACGCAAAUGAUGAAGAAAGUGUCGAAACCAAAGAAGUGUUGAUGAGUGAAAUAGAGUCGAAGAGAGAGAACUUCAAUAAUUUAUUUGAUGAAGAAAAACAAAACAAGCUCAAAAUAAAAGGGGACAGACGAUUGUCGUUCAAAGCUUUCCAAGGAGCAUUGUUCAUAUUCUUUUUUAGAGACGAACCAAGGUUUAAUCAACCUUAUCAGAUCAUUUCAUUAUUAGUGGACAUAGAUUCGCUUUUUAUCAAAUGGAGAUAUAACCACGCCAUAUUGGUUCAAAGAAUGAUUGGUGGGAGGCUUGGCACAGGAGGAUCAUCUGGCUAUCAGUAUCUUCUGGCGACUGCCAGUGACCGUUACAAAGUCUUUCUGGAUUUAUUCAACUUGUCUUCAUACAUAAUUCCUCAAACAUUUAUGCCCAAGCUAGACUCUUCCAUGAAAAAACGUUUGUCAGUCUUUAAGUUGCAAGUGACCUCUGAUGGGGCAGAAGAGAAUAGUAAUAAUGAUGAAACAGUCAAUUAGGAUUUUAUCUAAUCUUGCAUGCAUCCUUGAGCGCCACGAACGAAUAUUCGGACGCCGAUGGAAGAAUAUCCUUUUUAGACUCUUGUUUCAUACAACUAAGAAGAACUCAAAUUAACCAUAUUCAUAAGAGUGAUUUUUUGUGAGAAUAAUCACGAAUACACUACCAAUUUGAAAUACUAUAAUACUCCAUUUCAGCAAGAUGAAUAACGCUAAU